AUGCAUCCAGGGCAUCAGUUGGCGUACGCCAUGUGGGCGAUGGUGAUUCUCUCUCUCACUCUGGUAGCUCUCCGAUUAUAUACACGCAUUCGAAUCAUCAAGUUUGUCGGCGCUGAGGAUUACAUGUACGCAUGCACCAGCAUAUUCUUCCUUUUAUUUGCUAUUUUCAUACAAAUCUCGGUCCAUUACGGGCUAGGACAGAACUUCUGGGCACUUAGUAUCGACGAUACCGCGAAUUCUAUAUUUUGGACUUACGUAGCGAAUACCUUUGCUAUAACGGGAAAUGCGAUGGCUAAGCUAUCGAUGGGCUUAUUUCUCCUUCGAGUAGUUCAGGUCAGGUGGCAUAAGAUUGCACUCUGGACCGCUGUUGUCAUCACUACUGCCACAUCCUUUAUUCUCGUGGUUAUGCUCUGGAAUCAGACGACGCCAAUCAAAGCAAGUUGGGAUCCGUUGAGGACGCCGGGGAUAUGGAAUAUACGAAUUCAGCCUCUGAGUGUUGGUCUUGGAGUUUGGUCUAGCAUUUGCGACUUUUUCUUCGCUAUAUUCCCUUGGUUGUUUAUACGAUCUCUUCCCAUGUCUCAACGAGAGAAAAUUAUGCUAGCAAGUGGAAUGAGCCUCGGAGUAAUUGCUGGAGCUUGUGGUAUUACCAGGACGGUAGUUUUAUCUAAGCUAAAUGUAUUUAACUAUACACUAAACUUCGUACCUUAUUUUGCUUGGGCCGGUGCAGAAAUUGCUGUGGCUAUGGUUUGCAUCGGUGUUCCUACCUUACGUCCGCUAUAUCUUAAGACGAGGGGAUUUACGAGUUCCUAUUCGAAUCACUGCCAGAGUAGAAAUACAAACGAGCUACCCCGAUAUACAACAUGCAAACGCAAACCUCUUAACAAAUCUUGUCAAGUUCGGGAUUCGGGAUAUUCGCAAGCUUCUGAUCUGUCGAGGCCCCCGGCAGCGUAUACCAAGGUACGAAGUGACAGUAUGGACGAUAUGUUAUCGGAUAAACAUAGUCAACGAGCAGGCGUAAUAUGGGUUAAGAACGAAGUUAGGAUUCAGGAAGAUGUUGCAGAGUGGCCGUUACGAAAUUAA
Messenger RNA from Daldinia childiae, 1080 nucleotides. RefSeq lists its product as uncharacterized. The record is from RefSeq and is a predicted model, not a curated record. The transcript has 5 exons. NCBI's taxonomy places the organism in Eukaryota, Fungi, Ascomycota, Sordariomycetes, Xylariales, Hypoxylaceae. Bases 1 to 1080 code for a protein of 359 amino acids.